CUGAUAUAUGUGUCCUAGGUACCAGAUACAAUCGCUAGAUACCUGGUAGGUCUCAAGAAGCCCCUAUGGAGCGUGAGUUACUAGCACACAAAUUCGCGCGAGGCUGAUGUUCACGAUCGGUCAAUGAUACGCCGAAAAUCAUCCUCCACUUUUGUCACAGCAAGAAAUCAAGCGCGCAGUGGUCCUCGACUCGGACUUGUAUCAUUCUCCAACACUGGGCUCCUAGACCAGCACGUUCAGAUUCUGACCACCGUCUGCAUUUAUCGUAUGCAGUGAAACCCAACAGUGGCAGAGACGACAACUGGACACACAACUAUUCCGGACCUACCACCAUAAAAGUUGACCACACUUCCUUGGACCCCCACCAAAAGGAAACUUGAACAGUCCGGAACUUGAACAGCUUUACAGCUCUUUCUUCCACAACGCUGCAUAUGAUAAAUCCUAGAAGGUAAACACAACAAAAUAAGCAACAACAAUGGCAUCCAACUUUACCGCCGAGGACAUCAACCUCCCCCAACUCCGCGACCGCCUAGUCCGCAUCGCCCUCUCAGCCGGCUCAAUGAUCACCAGCGCAACACCAACAACAAGCGCAUCAGGCACCAAGAAAAACUCCGCCGACCUGGUCACCGAAACCGACCAGGCCGUCGAGGCAUUCGUGUCAUCCGAACUGAAAAGACUCUACCCCAAUUUCAGCUUCAUGGGCGAAGAGACGUAUGUCCCCGGUCAGAAACUGGGUCCCGAACCGACGUUUAUUGUCGAUCCGAUUGAUGGGACCACCAACUUUGUGCAUCGGUAUCCGUACACUAGUGUGAGUUUGGGGUUUGCGGUCAACAAAGUUCCGACUGUGGGUGUGGUGUAUAAUCCGUUUACGGGGGCUUUGUAUUCUGGGAUUAAGGGCCAGGGAAGUUAUGUCAAGAACGUGGCGAGCGGAGCGAGCCAAGUGAGCGCACGCACCGGUACCGACCUCGAUCCUUCGGAUCUCGGUCAACAGCUUCCUUUGAAACCCCUGGAACCCCUCGGUGCUCUCGACUCUUGCAUUGUCGUCAUCGAGUUCGGAUCAGACCGAUCCGGCCAGAACUGGAAGAACAAAUGCGAGACUUGGGCGCGACUCGGGCGAAGUAAAGACGAAGGCGGCGCCAUGGUUCAUUCUGCUCGAGCUCUAGGGAGCGCCGCGCUCAACAUGUGUGCUGUCGCUGAGGGAACUCUUGAUCUCUAUUGGGAAGGCGGCUGUUGGGCCUGGGACGUCUGUGCCGCAUGGGUCAUUUUGACUGAGGCGGGUGGGAUUGUGGUUGAUGCGAAUCCGGGCGGUUGGGAUAUUUCUGUCGAUCAUCGAAAGUAUCUUGCUGUCAAGGGUGCUACGAGUGGUCAGAGGGAGUUGGUUGAGGAGUUUUGGAGGAAUGUCGAGGGGAGGUUGGAGUAUGAACAUUGAAACAGAAACAAACACAAAUUGAUUUCGGCAAGUUGAAGGAAAACUUGAACAGGACUAGAGGAAUGGAAGAAUGAACAGACAGACCGCUAUAGAAAUAGGAGAUAAACCGGAUAGACGAAUAGACGAAUAGAUGCAUGGCUAGAGAAAAAGACGCAUGUAAACAGAAGCAAAACACAAAUGGAUUGUCUCGAUGUACGGACAGGCAA
Exophiala dermatitidis NIH/UT8656 is the source of this 1635-nucleotide messenger RNA. Its product is annotated as myo-inositol-1(or 4)-monophosphatase. Gene Ontology annotation, biological process: phosphatidylinositol phosphate biosynthetic process; signal transduction; inositol metabolic process. Bases 476 to 1429 code for a protein of 317 amino acids. The transcript has a single exon. Gene Ontology annotation, molecular function: inositol monophosphate 1-phosphatase activity. The record is from RefSeq and is a predicted model, not a curated record. NCBI's taxonomy places the organism in Eukaryota, Fungi, Ascomycota, Eurotiomycetes, Chaetothyriales, Herpotrichiellaceae.